UAUUCAGGUCUGAAAUCCCAUGUUUCUUCCUCUUUCGUGCUUCCAACCUUCCUCCUCCCCUACAAUUGCGGCCAAACGCCAAACUCAUCCGUAACAGGUAACGCCGAGCCGAUCUCUCAUCCCCAUUGUCCAUCCUACCAUCUCCAUGUCUUCUCCUUCCCUUCUCUCCUCCAUCUAACCCCUCGCCGCGCGCCCCCACCAUGAUCGGAGGGGAGAAACAUGGGCCAGCAUCGGGCAUCCACCUGACGCCCAUUUUCUCCCUCUUCCUCCUCCUCCUCCUCCACCUUCCUCUCUCCCUCACCUCCAACAACCCUAAAAAUCCCGCCUUUACCCCUUCCGACAUCUACCUCCUCGACUGCGGCGCCCCUAAAAGCCUCCAACUUUCCGACGGCCGCACCUUCCGCUCAGAGCCCCAAUCCUCCUCCUUCCUCUCCACCGACGAGGACAUCCGCCUCUCAUCCACCUCUCCCAUCCCUUCCCUCUCCCCUCUCUACCACACCGCACGCGUCUUCUCCUCAACCUCCAGCUACUCCUUUUUCAUCACCAAACUCGGCCUCCAUUUCAUCCGCCUACACUUCUUCCCCUUCCCUUCCCCUUCCUACAACCUCUCCUCCGCCAUCUUCACCGUCAACACCGAAGAUUUCGUCCUCCUUCGCGACUUCUCCGUACCAUCCCCUGCCUCCCCUGUUCUCAAAGAAUACCUCAUCAACGUCGACAACGAACGCCUUUCCCUCACUUUCAAACCCCAAAAAGGCUCCUUUGCCUUCCUCAACGCCGUCGAAGUUGUCUCCGCGCCGGAAUCUCUCAUCCCCAACUCCGCCGCUAGCAUCAGUCCCCAAGAGCAGUUCAGCGGGAUUAACAACUAUGCGCUCGAGGUCAUCAGUCGAAUUAACGUCGGCGGGGAGAAGAUUUCAUCUGAGAAUGACACGUUGGCGAGAGAAUGGCUUCCGGAUUCAUUUUUGAAGCCGCCGGAGACGGCGGAGAAGGUGGCCAUAGCGCCGGAGAAGGUUAAGUAUCCCGAAGAUGGCACGGUGACGCAGCUUAUUGCGCCGAGAAGCGUUUACGCGACGGCAGAUAGCAUGAGGGAUGCGAAUGUAUCGGAGCCGAUGUUUAAUAUAACGUGGGAGAUCCCGGCGGACGGCGGCGGAUAUUCGUACCUCGUUCGACUCCAUUUCUGUGACAUUGUUAGCAGGAGUCUUAAUACGCUAUACUUCAACGUUUUCAUUAACAGGAUGCUGGCUAUUCCCAACCUCGAUCUUUCAUCUCUAACAGGUGGGAACCUCGCCAUGGCCUACUACAAAGACUUCGUCGUCGCCGGAACCACUCUCAUCUCCAGCAGCAUCUCCCUCCAAAUCAGCCCACCAGUGAUGAAUGACAUCGGUCUUCCCAAUGCCAUACUCAACGGCAUUGAGGUCAUGAAGAUGAGCAAUAGCGCCGGCAGCCUUGACGGCCCAUAUUCCGUCGACGGCUCUUACCACAGCGAUGGAGCCACCGGCAACUUAAAAGGAAAGGUCGUGGUAGCCAUCUUCGGUUUCGCUAUGGGAGCAACAGCAUUGGCGCUGGUGACGAUUAUGUUCCUUCGAUGGCGGCGGCGGCCAGAGGAUUGGAGGAAGAAGCAUAGCUUCUCAUCUUGGUUGUUGCCACUACAUGUUAGCCAUUCAGGCCGGCCGGGUUUUUUGAGAAAGUGGAGUGGGAAGGGGAGCUCCUCCUCUUCAAAGAAUGGAAAGGGUUUUGAGUCGCGCAAGAGCAAGGGCGGGUAUACAAGUUAUCUCACAACGGGCGGGCUUGGCCUUGGGAGAUUCUUCACGUUCGCGGAGGUCCAGCAGGCCACCUGCAACUUCGACGACAAGAACGUGAUUGGCGUGGGAGGCUUCGGAAAAGUCUAUCUGGGCAUCCUGGACGACGGCACCAAGCUGGCCGUUAAGCGCGGCAAUCCUUCCUCCGAUCAAGGAAUCAAUGAGUUCCAUACGGAGAUCGAGAUGCUGUCCAAGCUCCGCCACCGCCACCUCGUCUCUCUCAUCGGCUGCUGCGACGAGAACAAUGAGAUGAUUCUUGUGUACGAGUACAUGUCCAACGGACCGCUUCGCGAUCAUCUCUACCCUUCUUCUCCCACCCUGAUUCCACUUUCGUGGAAGCAGCGCCUCGAGAUCUGCAUCGGGGCCGCCCGCGGCCUCCAUUACCUCCACACCGGCGCCGCCCAGGGCAUCAUCCACCGAGACGUGAAGACCACCAACAUCCUCAUGGACGAAAAUCUCGUCGCCAAAAUGUCAGACUUCGGUCUCUCCAAAGCCGGCCCUUCCUCUCUCGACCAAACCCACGUCAGCACCGCCGUCAAAGGCAGCUUCGGCUAUCUCGACCCCGAGUACUUCCGGCGGCAGCAGCUCACCGAUAAGUCCGACGUCUAUUCCUUCGGCGUGGUGAUGUUCGAGGUGCUCUGCGCGAGGCCGGCGAUCAAUCCGGCGCUGCCCAGAGAUCAGGUGAACUUAGCCGAAUGGGCUCUGCACUGUCAUAGAAAGGGAAAGGUUCAGAUGAUCAUGGACCCGCAUUUGGUCGGCCGCGUCGGGCCGCCUUCGUUGAACAAGUUCGUUGAGGCGGCGGAGAAGUGCCUGGAGGAUUCCGGCGUUGAUCGGCCGACGAUGGGGGAUGUGCUGUGGAACCUCGAGUACGCGUUGCAGUUACAGGAAGCGUGGACGGGGCAGGCGAACGAGGACGACGACCGAUCUGACAUCGUCAACGCCGGCGAAAUCCAAUUACAGCAGCUCGACGACCGACAAAGAAUGGAAAGAGGGUUCGAAGAUGAAGUUACAGCCGGCGAUUCCUCCACCACGACGGGGCCGCCGCCACUCUUCCAGGGGCGGUGAACGAAAGAGCACUACGAAUCUGUGAUGAAAGAAAAAAAAAAUGAUGCCUUUUAUAAUCUGCAUCUAGUCUUUUGCAUUGUAAAAAAGAUGAGAAUUUUAUUAUGUGGUGAGAAGUGAAAGCUAUUGACAUUUGGUUUU
Molecule: messenger RNA, 2999 nt
Organism: Phalaenopsis equestris
Lineage: Eukaryota; Viridiplantae; Streptophyta; Magnoliopsida; Asparagales; Orchidaceae
Product: probable receptor-like protein kinase At5g61350
Exons: 5
Coding region: 201-2861 (886 amino acids)
Biological process (GO): protein autophosphorylation
Cellular component (GO): plasma membrane; plasmodesma
Molecular function (GO): ATP binding; transmembrane receptor protein tyrosine kinase activity
Source: RefSeq, a predicted model, not a curated record